Messenger RNA from Cucurbita pepo subsp. pepo (vegetable marrow), 1490 nucleotides. RefSeq names its product light-regulated zinc finger protein 1 (gene LZF1). Gene Ontology annotation, biological process: photomorphogenesis; regulation of DNA-templated transcription. The record is from RefSeq and is a predicted model, not a curated record. Gene Ontology annotation, cellular component: nucleus. Gene Ontology annotation, molecular function: zinc ion binding. Lineage: Eukaryota; Viridiplantae; Streptophyta; Magnoliopsida; Cucurbitales; Cucurbitaceae.
UUACACUCCGAAUCACAAAUCAAGUCCUCUUCUUAAACCUCUCUCGACUUCAUCCACUUGUUCCCCAAGGAACCUGAUUCCUUCUUAUUCCUUUUUCCAUCUUUGCUCAAGACGCUUUUCUUUUUCAAAUUCGAAAGAGUGUGUUUCAGAGCUUGAAGAAACUCAUUGAUUCUCUGAGUCCAGGUGAGAAGGGAAGUCUUUUUUGGGGUUUUUCGAGUGAGUUUCAGUGAUCAUGAGUGGGUUUUAGAGGAUUCGAGAGAAGGUUAGGAUGAAGAUUCAGUGCAAUGUCUGCGAAAUGGCUGAAGCCACCGUUCUGUGUUGUGCUGAUGAGGCGGCGCUGUGCUGGGCCUGCGAUGAGAACAUUCAUGCCGCCAACAAGCUCGCUAGCAAGCACCAGAGAGUUCCUCUCUCUGGUUCUUCGUCUCAGAUGCCCAGAUGCGACAUCUGCCAGGAAGCUAGUGGCUACAUCUUCUGUUUAGAGGAUCGAGCAUUACUUUGCAGAAAGUGUGAUGUUGCAAUACACACAGCAAAUACUUGCGUAACGGGUCAUCAACGCUUUCUGCUCACUGGUGUGAAAGUCGCACUCGAGCCAACCGACCCUAUUCCUUGUUCUUCCAUAGCUAAUUCACAUUCUAGAGAGAUAUCAACCAAAACGAAAGUUAGACCACCGUCUGAUAAGGAAUUCUCGAUGCCUUCGUCUGGUGAAUUCAGCAGAAGCCUGUCUGUUCAAGGUGGAUCUGAUGACUUCAUGACAAAUAGAACAUUGCUUACUGGAGAUUCUGCUUCUGGUGGCUUUUCACAUUGGCAAAUAGAUGAACUCAUUAAUCUGACUGGAUUCAAUCAGAAUUAUGGGUUUAUGGAUAACGGAUCAUCCAAGGCUGAUAGUGGAAAGCUUGGGGACUCCGAUUCAUCAUCAAGUUUGAGAGCUGCCGAUGUUGAACUCGACGAUGACGAUGAAUGCUCGGGUCACAUUCCAGAGGCUUCCUGGACUGUGCCUCAGGUUCCCUCCCCUCCCACAGCAUCUGGCUUAUACUGGCCAAGAAGUUACCAUAAUUCUAUGGAUGGUGCUGUUUUUGUUCCUGAUAUCUGCUCUUCAGAAAGGUUUCGACAUUGCUCACACAACAGUAUGUUCUCGAAACGAAGGAGGCAGUUUUAGAUGUCUGAACGCUGGCAUCGGGCUUCAUUGCUUGUGUUCUGAACGUCUGCUUGGUUUGUUGUGUGUUUAUAGGCUUUCUCAACUACGUUUGUUUUAUAAUAAGUGGACACGACCAAAGAUUAUCGCUUGAAAUGUAUACCUUGUAACGUAACCACUAUAGUUUAGGAUUUGUUACAAUGAUGUAGAAAUAAACCUGUGCAUUAGUUGACCUAGGUAUUUUUUCAGAUUUAUUUCGAACAUCAUAUGGAAAUGAUUAGGAUUCAAAUCAUGUUGACCCACUUGAUUAUUUGUAGUUUUACAAAAAUUAUGAAGAAUCAAUGUUAUGUCUUGGCCA